Molecule: messenger RNA, 10937 nt
Organism: Pelobates cultripes (western spadefoot toad)
Lineage: Eukaryota; Metazoa; Chordata; Amphibia; Anura; Pelobatidae
Source: the annotation of a GenBank genome assembly
UUUUGUUUUAUAGGUUUACAAGUGCAGUUAUUUAUCAGGGUCUAGUUAUGCGCCUAGGAAUUGUAUCUGGAAGUCUAUAUAUGGAUUUCUUCAUCUCUGCAGUGGUGGAGUUACCAGGAGCUGUGCUCAUUUUACUUUCCAUUGAUCGGAUUGGACGUCGAAUUCCAUUUGCACUGAGCAACGCUGGAGCUGGGAUAGCUUGUCUUAUAACCGCUCUUAUAUCAGAAGGUAAUAAAUAUUCAAUUAAAUGAUCAUUAAAGGGUUACUCAAACUACUAUGAGGACUUCUGCAUUUACAACUGCACAUUCAGAGCUAUUUGCAAAUAUGUGUCUUUUGCUAAUUACACCCCCAGCACAUGUAGUUUAGGCAGUCAUGAACAGAGUUACUAAUAUUAAUCCUGUGCAAAAAAUGAUAUUUGUCAUCAGCAUGCACAGCACUCUGGCAGAUGUAAUGAGAUUCUCUCUUGCAGACAGCACACCUGCAAGGGGAAGCCUACAUACCGCCCCCCCCCCCCUUUUUUUUUAAUUUGAUUCUUAUAACAUUAAUGCUCAUAUUCUUUGUUUGGUUUUUUUAAAUGCCCCUCCCUCCUAUAUCCACCCAUUACCUCUGAGCUGGUGAAAAGGUUCAAUUAAUUGCUUCUCUUUGAGAAGCAUUUGAUUGGACCCAGCUAGGGAAGUAGUAACUAACAGGGUGUGAAAGGCAGCACUUGUAAUUUAAAAGCUUGGUCUUUGCAGAUCAAUGUGCCAGACUCUAGCACACCCACAAUGGACCCUUGAAAAACUAGAAACAUGGUAACCACAGAUGAAUGUGCACACAUCCAGUAGCCAGAAGUGGCAUUUUGUUCAAAUCAUUUUUAUUUAAGAAUUUCAAUUUUAUUUUUUUAACAAUAUAGUGAACAUUAAUAAUGACACAUAUAGUUUUUUCAAUAUUAUAUAAACAAAAAUAAAACUGGGGAAUAAGGAUACAAGAUAAUCAUCCAGAAAUGUAUGUAUAUCAGUAAAUUAUUAUGGUGUGUUAUAAAUGUUUAUUAUACCUUAAAUAUAUGUAACUGGUCAAGUGGGAUCAUGAGUGUAAAGUAUAUCUUUGUCUGACAUCCUAUUCCCAAAUAAUCCACUUGUGUCCUAAACAACUGUUCGUAUACAGAAAUUUAGUAAGCGCUCUACUCCAGUAGGUAAUCCCCUGUGUUAUAAACAUGCACUAUUUAAAGCAGGGUGCUUUAAACUUUGUUACCAUAUGAAGAUUAUAUCAAGGGAUAACAACACACUAGAAGGACUUGGGAAUUGUUAUAGACAACAAACUAUGCAACAAUGUGCAAUGUCAAUCAGUCAAUGUGCAAUGUCAAUACCUUACUGGCUUAGGCCAGUAAGGUAUUGUCAUGCAUGAAAAUGGGCAUUAUUCUCGGGAUGAGAAUAUAAUUUUGCUUCUUUAUAAAUCGCUGGUAAAACCACAUUUUGAAUAUGCUGUGCAAUUUUGAGCACCUGUUCUAAGGAAGGAUAUUAUGGCACUAGAAAGAGUGCAGAGGUGGGCUACAAAAUUAAUAAAAAGGAAGUGGAACAUGUUAGCUAUGAAGAAAGGUUAACAAAUUUAAACCUCUUUAGUUUAGAAACACGCCACCUCAGAAGGGAUAUGAUAACAUUACAAAUAUAUCUGGGGCCAAUACAAACCAUUGUGUGGAAAUCUAUUCACAAACACGACUUUACAUAGGACACAAGAUUUAGUCUAAGGCAAAGGAAAGCUUUUUUUUACUGUUAGAACAAUAAGGAUAUAGAAUUCUCUGCCUGAAGAAGUGGUUUUAUCAGAGUCCGUACAGAUGUUUAAACAGCUACUAGAUGCAUACUUGCAAAAACAGAAUAUUCAAGGAUAUCAUUUUUCAAUGUAGGGGAAUAGCUUCUUGAUUCAAGGAUAAAUCUGACUGCUAUUCUGGGGUCAAGAUGGAUUUCUUUUCCUAGUUUGUUGCAAAAUUGGAAGUGCUUCAAACUGGGGGGGUUUUUUUGCCUUCUUUUGGAUCAACAGCUAAAAAAAAUAAAAAAAAAUGUGAGGAAGGCUGAACUUGAUGGUCACGUGCCUCUUUUCAGCCUAUGUAACUAUGUGUUAGAGAUAAAAAUAAAUUCAAUAUGUGUAAUAGAGUUGGUUGUAUUAGUAGUCAUUUUGGAAGUGAUUUUUAGGUAAGUAUGUCCUUAAGGCAGUGAAAAUUAUAUUAAAGGACAGCUAUAGGCACCCAAACCACUUCAGCUAAAUUAAGUGGUCUGUGUGCCUGGUCCCCCUAGUUUUAACCCUGAAUCUGAAAACACUGCAGGGUUAAUCAGCCUCUAGUGUCUCCCUGACAGCCACUAGAGGCCGCUUCCGCAAUUUACACAGAGUAAAUUGCAAUUAUUUGACUCUGGACGUCCUCACAGAGUCCAGUGUAAAAAAAGAUCAACAUAGAAAGGCACUGAGUAAUGCUUUCCUAUGGGUGAGUUUGAAUGUGUGCGCCCACCUGGCCGCGCAUGCGCAUUCGGCUCCACUCGGGAGCUGACUUCGAUAGAGGAGGAGAGGUCACCAGUGCCGAAGGAGCCCGGUGCUGGAUAAAGGUAAGCAAAUAAAUGGUUUAUUAACCAUUUAUUCGCCACCGAACGGGGCCAUAGUCACCUAAACGGUGACUAGGGCCCUACAGCGUUAGGAAUACAUAUUUGUAUUCCUAACGCUAUAGUGUUCCUUUAACUCAAUAUUUAGUUUACAUUUGAAAACCUACCAGAACUGAAAUGAACUAACCAUGAGUUUUUGGUUUCCCUAAAACUAAAAUUACCACAAAAUAACAAUCAGUAAAAAAUUGUGCAUUUUAUAUAUUUAUGACUUAAAAAAUGUAUAUCAUGUUUUGCCAUGGUAAAGCUUUAUUUGCACACGUUCCUCAGCUCAUAUUAAGUUAACACUAUCUUAAUGUUUUCUUCUCUGUAAAAUGAAAAAAAAAAAAACUGCCCAACUGUGACAAAUUCUUUGUCUUUGAAACUUUUGUAUCAACUGUGUUUUCUCACAAAACAUUUUAUUGUUUGCAGAUAUACUAUGGCUAAAAACGACAUUAGCAACAUUGGGAAGGCUAGGCAUCACUAUGGCAUUUGAAAUCGUAUAUUUUAUCAAUACAGAAUUGUAUCCGACAACAUUGAGGUAAUUCAUGUAAUCAUUCUUAUGAUUUCUGUUUAUAUUUUCAUGACCAGCGGUAGUUUAUUGAAAAAAAAAAAAAAAAGUUGUGACUGUCCGAUUACGUUUUUAAUUUAUGCACCUGACCUGAAAAAUGAUUGUAAGAAAAUGCAAUCUAAACAUUGAAUUUUAGUGAAUAAAAGAAGACAUUUGCAAAAUGUAAGCUAAAAUACAGAAGGUGAGUUUAGAAAAAAAUUCCAUUGUCAAAUCACCACAAUACAUCAGAAAACCCCCCAACAAUAUUAAUAAUAUAACUGUGACUAUAGAAUGAAACAAGCAACAUAACCUUAAAAGGGAAGCUCUGUAAUUAAACCUUCAAUCACCCUUACAAAAGCUAAUGCAUUUCAUAGAAAUGUAUGUAUAUAUUCACAUAUCUGUCUUUUUUUGGCUUAUUGACAUCCCUAACCUUCCCCUUGUGAUAUCAGCAAAUCAAGUCAAUCUUCUUUCUCCAAUAGGUAUUAACUGGAGAACUGUGCACUUUGAUGUCUCUGACCCAACUUGAUUACUUUCAAUAGCAAAGUUGCUCAUAUAUUUAUGGCACAUAUGCAAUGGGUCCACAUUUAUCCAAAAUAAACUUAAUAGUUUGGGCUUUAUGGUCAAUGUAGACAAGAAUGUGAGUAAAGAGGAUGAGACCAAAGGAUUACUGGAUUGGGCAUUUUCCUUCUACGUAUUCAACAUGUUCAUAGUAAUCAAGGUUAAAAAAGAUUCAACUUGUAUUAGCAUGCACAACGUCUGAAAUACUCACUACAAUAUUGUCUUGUAUAAUGUGGCUUGAGUACACUUUUAUUUAGGACUCAAGCAUCUGAAGUGUUAUUAAGAGGAUUAUGGAGGAUAGCACACAGGACACAAAUUUACAACCUUUAUCCUGAGUAAUGUCUAGGCAGUAAUUCCGUGUGAAAGUAGAAUCUAAAGCCCAGGUAGCAGUCCCACACUUUUUUCCCAUGGUAACAGAUGCCCAAGAUGUCGCUAUUGCCCAGGUAGAGGUCUGUUGAAUGAGGGAAUCUCCAAUCCUCAGUCCAGACCCAAAUAAUUAAAAUGAGUAAAUGGAAAUAAUCUGUACUUGAUAAUAGUACAUAACCUCUAAACAAGAGAGCACACGUCCCAGACACUGAUACAUUCCUUUUAACGGAUAAUAUCCAUGUUUCUGAGGGUUCAGUCACUGCCACAUAGUUCACUGCUAGUAUAUCCGUGUAGGAGAGAUAAUAGAAAAAAACAAAACACAUAUACAUAUUCCCAACAUAAAUUGAUCACCUGAAAAGAGCAUUAAGUCCCUUACACCUUACACUGGACAUUGAUUCUGUGAUACUGGAAAGUCAGAUCUAGAAACAGACUUCACAUACAACUUCUUAAAAUGAAGAUCUUAUGUAAUCAGCAGAUAAACUCUACAAAAUAAAGAUGCAAAACUAAAAUAUAUUAUGGCUAAAUCAGGGCUGUCCAACCUGCGGCCCCCCAGAUGUUGCUGAACUACAACUUCAAUGAUUCCCUGGUUAUCUGUUUAAUUGAAAGAAUCAUGGGAGUUGUAGUUAAGCAACAUCUGGGGGGCCGCAGGCUGGACAGGCCUGGGCUGAAUAGUAAAAUUCAGUCUAACUAUAUUUACAUAGGUAUAAGCAAAAUAUUAGCAACAGCUAUCUUAUAAAUAUAAAGUACUGUUGUGGAAUGAAAUCUCAUCAAACUACCUACCAAUCUUUGGAUACAGUGGUGUAAAAUAUAUAGCAUAGGACAGGAUAUAGGUUAAUAUCAACCUAUUUUAAUAAAACCACAUGCAAGUCACCUGAAAUAAAAAGGAGACAUAUUAUACCAUAAAGUAUAUAAUGAGACAUUAUGAUAACAAUUUGAAUUUAGUAUGCACCUUGUAUAGUUUAAAUUGCUUAGUAUAGAUGUAAAAUCCUGAUAAACCUAUUCAGACUUUGUCUAAAAUUAUAGUCAUGUAGGAAUUACCUUAGAACCUAGGACAAUUUCCUAGUCUCUUUUUAACCUGUCUUAUCUGCUAAGAUAGUAACAUUAGUCAAAAAUAUCAGCAUACGAAACGCAGAUGUUGACAUACUGCAUUUCGUUAAAGGCAGGGCGGUCAUUUGAAAUCCUAAGCAAAAACAUACCACCCUAUGUUUCAAAUAGACAAAGAGGAACACCUUAAUUUUAGGGGUGUGGCUAUUUUAGGUGACUUAUGAAUUAUUUACAUUUAUAAUUUUGAGCAAGAACAAUGUAACUUCAUUACACAGACUGAUUUCUAAACAAUUGUUGUAGUUUAAAGACAUAUUACUGGGGAUGUUAUACCUGUGGUGCCAUGGUAUACCCUCAGACAUACCAGCUAUAUAGCGCUCCUAGAAUCAGAGGAACAUCAGGACAUGGGAAUUUGAGCCCAAACUAAAUAGGGAAACUUGGUAGGUAUGCAAAGGACCUGUAGUCCAAGACAUAAAACAUCUAACAGGAUCAACAAAGGGGGUAUAUAUAUAUUGCCUUUUACUCUCUGCUAUAUAAAAUAUAAAGGAGCCACAUAUAGAAGGCCUAAGACGACAAGAUCUAGAGAAGUAUUGUCCACAGAUAAAGUACCUUGAUAUGUCCUCUGAGCCAACUUUAAAAGUAUCCCAUAGCAUUAAGCCACACCAUAAGUAGAAGCUCAGAGAGCUGUCAGGAUGAGUAACAAUAUAAACUCCCAAAAGUAGAUUACUUGGACAGGGACUUUUCUAAUUAUUUAGAAAUUAGUAAAAAAAAAAUAGUAAACAUUGUAAAUCUGCUAAGAGGAUUAUUGAAGCAGUUAUUGCUCUGCCUAUGGGAUAUAUUCUAUCACUUCCUUUAGGAAAUUAAUAUAUAUAUUAUAUCACUUCCGGAAAAAUUACCUACCUAGGGUCUAACCAUGGAAAAUAUUUUUACUUAAUUCCUUAAAGGACACUCCAGGCACCCAGACCACUUCUGCCCAUUGGAGUGGUCUUGGUGCCAACUCCCACUACUCUUAACCCUGCAUGUGUAAUUAUUGCAGUUUUUUAUAUGCAGGGUUAACUCCACCUCUACUAGACAGCCACUAGAGGGCACUUCCGUGUCCCUAGCACAGGAAACCUGCGUCGCUCAUUUCCCCAUCAGAUGAGCAGAUGCAUUCUUAUACUAUAAAAUGUCAGAUCUAUGACAAAGAAGUGAAACAUACCAAUAAUAAAGGUAUCUCUUAAUACAUGGUACUAAAUGCCUGUAACAGAAAUAUCAACCCUAGCAAUUCUGAAUAAUGAAAAAUAAGCAAAUCUGUUUAUCCAUGUGGUUCCAUUUAGGGAUAGGAGAAUAAAUAAACAAUUGGCCAAAAACACAUUGAUACAUGUAACAUUUACCGUAUUUUUGACUCUAUAAGACGCACCUGACCAUAAGACGCACCUAGUUUUUAGAGUCGGAAAACAAGAAAAAAAAGUGUUCCCCUACCUCCCCUGUCCCAUAGAGUUCCUUAUCACCCACUCCCCCCCUCCCCUGUCCCAUAGUGUUCUUUCACCCACUACCCCCCCCCCUUGUGCCAUAGGGUUUUUCCACCCAUAGUGUUCCUUAUCACACCUCCAUCUGUCCCUUAGUGCCCCUCUCUCUCCCCCCCUUGGUCCCCGGUAGGUCUCCUACCUUUAUGUAGUGUGGCCGAGCGGAGCAGUGCGCACCGCGGUACAGGAGAUUCAGUUUCCUUGGACCCGGCCGGACUGAAAGGAAGUGAGCACUCAGGAACAAGAAACUGAAUCUCCUGUACCACGGUGCGCACUACUCCACUCAGCCAUGCUACAUAAAGGUAGGAGACCUACCGGGGACCAAGGGGGAGGGAGAGGGGCACAUUCGCUCCAUAAGACGCACAGACAUUUCCCCUCACUUUUGAGGAGGAAAAAAGUGUGUCUUAUAGAGUGAAAAAUACGGUACAUAAAAAUAUGGAUAUUUCAAAAGUAAUCACGUAAUGUAAGCAUAAUUGCUUUUAAACUCAGGUUUAUCUGUAAACUUUACACAGUUAAUAGGCGGAUAUACAUGCAAUAUGAGUUUUAUCAAAAGGAGCAUUUUGAGGUUGCACAGAACAACUAACUUUCAUUUUGGUACCAAAGUGAAUGCAAACCAAACCCUAGGAAAGGUAGGUACUCAUGUAUUUUAUUCAAAUGCAUUUUAACAUACAUCGAAAAUAAAAUUUAACAGCACAGGAUGGCCUUAUGUAAUAUAAAGUACAUUAAGGUUCAUCCUAUAUGUUCACAUGCAAAUCAAAAUUAGACAAAUCUGCAAAAACAACUUAUCACCUUAUAUGUGAAAGUACCGUUUUAGUCCUGCAAAUGUAGAUUGAUGGACUUCUCUUGAGAAUAAUCAAACUUUACCAACCACUAUAGGAUAGCAGAUCUUCUUCUCAAAUUGAAGGGUAACUCAUUAGGCUAAGCAGCACCUGUUUUACAUCUGAAGUGGCUAAUUACCACUCCCAAGAUUAACCUCUUAGAAGGAGGAUAGCUCCAAUACAGACAAACACCCUUUUGCAUGCUAUAUAUGCAAACAUGUAACUACUAGGCCAAAGUAAAGAACAGAAUAUACACUACAUCAUUUUCAGUUACCUAUUAGGACUGAAUAUUCUUCUGUUUUCACUGAAGGUUGUAUGCCAAGUCAUACACAGUAUUUAUAUCAGACAAAUUUAUAGUGUAGACAAAUGUACUUACACUCACAUUCUGUCCACAUUUUCCCCUGGGACAAUUUCUCAGGGCUGCAAUAUAGAGACAGACCUCCAUGAAGCACAGCCACUAGCCCAUAGGACGAGAGGCGUAACUAGAAACCACAGGACCCCGGUGCAGAAAUUGCCCUGGGGCCCCCCCAUACAUCCCUGCCCCCCAUACAUACAUACAGAAACACACACACAUACACACAGAGACCCAUGCAUACAUACCGACAUACAUACAGACACACAUAGAUACUCACACACAGACAUGUAGAGACACACACACACAUACAUGUAGACAGACACACAUGCAGUAACAGACACACACAUACAUUCAUACACACACUCAGACAUAUACACACGUACACUCACAGACACAUAAACACACACACACACUCACAGACACACACUCAGACACAUACAUUUACAGACACACACACACAUACACUUACACACACAUACACUUACAGACACACACAAAUUAUUAAUAUUAAAUGUCCAUUAAAAUGUCCACCCAGCCUCCCUACCUGGAGAGGUGGCGUGGAUCUGUCCCUGGGGUCCAGUGGGGCUUCAGUGCGGCGGUCGGCUGAGUUCCUGUCAGAGGCGGCAAGGGAGCUGUGUUCUCUCUGAUCUGCUCCCUCAUGGGCUGUCUACUGAUGCCAGGAGCUGGAAUAUGAUGUCAUAUUCCAACUCCCGGCAUCAGCAAACGCCGCGCAAGGUAGCAGAUCAGAGAGAACACAGCUUCCUCACCACCUCAGCCACCCGCCGGGGGGUCCAUUAGGUGGCCAGCUGGCCACCUCUUGGGCCCCCCAAUGAUCAUGGGGGGGCGGUAUCUAGGCGGCCCACGGUCGCAGGGGUCGUGGCUGCGGCUGGGCCGUCUGCAGUGAGAGGCCAGGUCGCAGCUGCGUCCCCUGAUACCGUGGUAGGUAUGCCACUACAUAGGACUAUAGCAUGAAACUUACUCUGAAGUUAUCCACUAGCCCUGAUAUUGGACUCUACUUCUGUCCUAAGGACUGUAAUAUACAGGCAGACUUUCCAUGAAAUGUAGCCAUUAGCCCUGGUAUUGGCAUUUCUCUUCUUCACAGGACUUUAAUGUACAGAGAGACUUCUGUUGAAAUAUAGCUAUUAGCUGCAAUGUUUUAGAUGGCUCCAAUACUAAACACAUAAAAUUUACCUAGAUGUUCACCUAUAACCUCCUAAAUCUGCCCAAAUUGUUAUAAGAAGGCCUCAAUGGAAGUAUUAGGGACUGCAAAUAAUCCAUAGCCCUUAUACCUUUGCUAAUUAGUAAUCUAAACUACUAUGGGAAACCCAAAACUAAAUAGCCUGGAUACAGGCAGGUAAGCUGCUGCUGCAGGCCUGUAUUACAUCGAAUUAUGGGGAUUCUGCAAACUAAACAGUCUAAUCUGCUUAAACUCGAGGCCUCCUUAUGCACCCCAUGUAUCAUUGUCAUCUCCUCCAGUAGAGAGGCGAGGUCAGACCUCUGGCUAUUAAACUCAGGUUGUCACCUUGCCUAGGUGUUUACUGUGUCUUUAGGGACAAGAGGCUGAACUCUUCAAAGUAUUCAAAAAUAUUGUCCUGAUGAGCAUAAAAUAAAAUUUAGGUCUCUUGCUAAAACAUGUUUCCUAACUGCUGGAGGAAAGAAGAAAAAAAAUAAAAUAAAAGACUCUGCUGUCUACAGAAGGAGGUGAAUUUAUUAAGAUUUGUUAAUUGAUACUUUCCUGUCCUGAAUGCUGAGUGGCGAUUUAACCCAUUACUGAUGCUGUCAUGUUGGCCAGGAAAUUAUUAACUAUUUUUAAAUAAAUAAAAAAUUAUCUGUAUGCAUCUUUUUACACUUUGCAGAAACUUUGGUGUGUCCUUGUGUUCAGGCAUGUGUGACUUAGGGGGAAUCAUAGCUCCAUUUCUACUUUACCGGCUGGCUGCACUAUGGGUGGAAUUGCCUUUAAUCAUCUUUGGUGAGAUAUGUUUUUAUAUAUUAUAUAUUAAAAUUCCUAGUGUUAUUAGUUUGUGUGAAAUAUUAGUUGGUCCAUGAUUUAAACCUGAAUUUAUAAUUAGCAUUAUAAUAACAAUAACAUUCAUGCUUUUUUUGUAAAACAACAUUUUCUAACAUUAAAACAUAGCAAGCUAUAUUAAGGACCAAUAGAGUAUUUAAAAGAAACACUCGAGUUAUGUCACUAUAAUUAAUAUAUGAGGUCGGUCGAGAACGGUGUGUGCCACAUCAAUGUAACUUGGUAGCCAAGGACACUUUCCUGUAAUGCGUUUGCGUUAACAAUAAUGACUUCACUGUACUAGUCAGUGAGGAUGCUAGCACCGUUGAGUGAGCAUGUGUAUUAUGUGGUCGUCACAUUCAAAAUUACUGCGCGAGUAGAGCUAAGAAUCUGCAUCAAAUUUUGCGUUAAGCUUGAACAUUCCUCUAUGGAAACUAUUCAGAUGAUUCAGAAGGCUUUUGGUGAUGAUGCAAUGAGUGCAACACAAAUAAAAGUGUGGCGCAAAUGCUUCAGGGAUAGUUGAGAAUCUGUUGAAAAAUUUGACACCCUGCGGCUUCUGGCUUUUCCCAAAACUAAAAUCACCUUUAAAAGGGUAAAGAUUUCAGACUGUUGAUGAGAUGCAGGUAAAUAUGACAAAGCAGCUGAUGGUGAUUCCAACAAAGUAUUUUGAACAGAGACGUGGUGAAAACUGUGUGAGGUCCCAAGGUGCCUACUUAGAAGGGGACUGAGGCGUCAUUGUCCUAUGUACAAUAUUUAUUUUAUCCACUUCAAUAAAUGUCUCUAUUUUUCAUAUUACAUGGCUGGAUACUUUCAAUUUUUUUUUAAAAAAAUGCAGUUUUAUAGUUUGUAUUUUUCAAUAGCAUGAAGUGACAUAUAACCUCAUUACAGAGCAAACCUAUGCCAUUUAGUAUAUUUUCAUAUUCUUAAAAUCUCUCUAAGUCUGCGCACAAUGUAUAUCAAGUGAUAUGUUUGUAUUACAGUAACUUGUAUACCAUUUAUAAAUACUACAUUUGUUUAAUUUCUAAUUUUGUUUCAGCAAUACUUGGACUUAUAUGUGGUGGUCUUGUGAUGCUUUUGCCAGAGACCAUGGGAAUUUCUUUACCGGAAACAAUUGAAGAUGUUGAAAACCUUGCAAGGUGAAA